AUGAUUGUAAGUGGAAUCGGGUUCGGCAGUCCUUUCGACCCUCCCACUACGACGACCUGUGAAGCAUACCUCAAUAUGGAAGUCCUAGUCGAAGACGUUCUGGAUACCAUCAUCCAGUGCUGUCCAAUUUACACAAUCUCCAUCAUUUCCCGAGUCUCCUACUCGCUUCGUAGGCUUGCAUUGCCUCAUUUGCUGCACUCGGUAUGCCUGGACAGAAGCCCCAUGCAAGUUGUCGGAUUCUUGAACUUUAUACUCGACAAUGGACCAGAGUCGUUCAUGGAUCCGGGUAAACAUGUAUUCGAGCUGGAAUUCGUGGAGUCACCUGCUUUUAAAAGGCGCGUGCUUCACGAUGGCGUGUAUUUACUUACAACGAACGAGAUAUACCGACUAUCGUCAUGGGCUCCCAUGCUGACGCAGGCCCUUAUGCUUAUGCCUAAUCUUCGAUCUUUCACUGUGAAAGGAAACACAGACGACAUUGUUACGCACUCCCCAAGUUUUGGCCACAUUCUGGGAAGCCUCUCCUCACUUACAUCUCUCACUUUGUGGGGAGUAGGGUCUCAAACAUCCCUUUCCUUCUGCGACCUAACGGGUAAUGUGGAGACUACCGGUAGUUCCCUCCGCGAGUUGAAAAUUGCAGGAUCGUAUGAGUAUAGCGAAGAGCUCACAACUGUCUCCGAGGACGAUGGAAUAGGUAAGUUGUUAGCCAAACACAGCCAUACUCUAAAGGAACUGUGUCUUGUCGCUCUUAAUCUCAUGGGUUUCCUGGCGAAUCACAACAUUAAUCACGAUCGUUCGAGCGGCUGUUCUGGAGUUGCGUUUCCUUUGGUGACCAAACUCACAAUUGGCAAUUGUUCGACCACUGUGGAAUCUCUGGCGUGUGCAUUUCCUAUGCUACAAACUCUUUGUUUAGAUUAUGCCGAGUUCAUUCACGUAUACUCCAGUGGAGUUCCGAGAGACCCAGUUGCGUUCCCCAAUUUGGCGUCGAUUCAAGGGUGGUACAAGGACGUCUACGAAGUUUUGAGAUGCAACAGAUAUCCGGAAAGCAUGCGCCGGGUGGUAAUAUCGUAUCCUUGGAGCAGUCGCGAUGAGGUUGACACCUUCCCAUUCGCAGUACCCAGUAUGGCACUGCAGCUCCAAAGCUUUCACUUCAUGAUAAAUGAAGAGAAACCCAUAUCUUGGUGGAAAGGGCUUUCCGAACACCUUUCCUCCUUAACUUAUCUGAGCAUCGUUAUACACUCCAGCUCAUACGAUGACUGGAGGCUGAUUUGUUACGAGAUCCCGGCGGCAAUUUCGUCGAUCCCAAUACGUUACCUUUCAAUCGUUAUUGAGGAAUACGAGGCGACUAUGACGGACCCGGCAUACGCAGAAGAGUCGUUGGCUCUCUCCUUCUCAAAGGAGAUACCUGCAUUACAGUACAUGGACGUCCUUAGGCACAAUCUCAGCGCGAUGGGUGGUCCGAAUGUUUCCCAGACAACAUGGUGGACAAUCGUUCGAGGGGACAACUCCAAUGUUUCCGUAGAGCAGUUAGACUGGGAAGAGGGUAAUAGGUUACGUGAUUACUACGAUUGGACCUUCAAGCUUGGCCAAUAG
This is a messenger RNA of Psilocybe cubensis, 1590 nucleotides long. RefSeq lists its product as uncharacterized. NCBI's taxonomy places the organism in Eukaryota, Fungi, Basidiomycota, Agaricomycetes, Agaricales, Agrocybaceae. The record is from RefSeq and is a predicted model, not a curated record. The transcript is spliced from 3 exons. The coding region runs from base 1 to 1590 and encodes 529 amino acids.